This is a messenger RNA of Hyla sarda, 3435 nucleotides long. It is a transcript of the gene FIG4, whose product is annotated as FIG4 phosphoinositide 5-phosphatase. The record is from RefSeq and is a predicted model, not a curated record. The coding region runs from base 222 to 2945 and encodes 907 amino acids. The transcript is spliced from 24 exons. Gene Ontology annotation, molecular function: phosphatidylinositol-3,5-bisphosphate 5-phosphatase activity. Gene Ontology annotation, biological process: phosphatidylinositol dephosphorylation. Gene Ontology annotation, cellular component: intracellular membrane-bounded organelle. Lineage: Eukaryota; Metazoa; Chordata; Amphibia; Anura; Hylidae.
AAAGGGCGUAAGGGGGCGUCAGUGGCUGGUGCACUUUGUUAUUGCAGCAGUGGAGAAGGCGCGAAAAUGUUGAGGCGUUUGUGACUGGCGCACACCCUGGGGAUAUCUGGUCACAGUACACGCUGUUAUGAAGGAGUUUAUAGCUGUUACACAUUGCUAUGGGGGCAUUUGAUGCCAUUUAUGACAGAUACAAGUAACGGUGGAGCAAUUCUGUCAUUAGGAUGCCUCUUGCUGCUCCCAUCAUAAGUGGUAUUCAGAAGUUGAUUCUAUAUGAGACAAGAGCGAGAUAUUUCCUUGUGGGGAGUAACCAUGCAGAAACCAAAUACCGUGUUUUGAAAAUUGAUCGAACCGAACCCAGGGACCUGGUUAUUAUUGAUGAUAAGCAUGUUUACACCCAGCAAGAAGUACGGGAACUUCUCGGCCGCCUUGAUUUGGGAAACCGUACAAAAAUGGGACAGAAAGGAUCAUCAGGAUUAUCUCGUGCUGUGUCAGCUUUUGGUAUUGUGGGAUUUGUCCAGUUUUUGGAAGGCUAUUACAUUGUGCUGAUUACUAAGAGGAGAAAAAUGGCUGACAUUGGAGGUCAUGCAAUAUACAAAAUAGAGGAUACAAGUAUGAUGUAUAUUCCAAAUGAUUCAGUCCGAGUCACCCACCCCGAUGAAGCCAGAUAUUUAAGAAUAUUCCAGAAUGUAGAUCUGUCUAGCAAUUUCUACUUCAGUUAUAGUUAUGAUUUGAGCCAUUCUCUUCAGUACAAUCUUACAAUUCUUCGGAUGCCCGCUGAGAUGAUAAAGUCUGAGAUGGCAACUCAGACACGCCAGGAAGGUUUUGAUAUAUUUGAAGACGAAGCAUUAAGCAACCAUGGAGGAAGUUGUACAUUUGGAAUAUGCAGUGAACCCUACAUGAAGUAUGUAUGGAAUGGUGAACUCUUGAAGUGUGUCAAAGACAUUGUUCAUCAUGAUUGGUUACUUUAUAUCAUUCAUGGAUUUUGUGGACAAUCCAAAUUAUUAAUUUAUGGUCGGCCAAUCUAUGUAACUCUUAUGGCCAGAAGAUCUAGCAAAUUUGCUGGAACUCGUUUCCUAAAGAGGGGAGCAAAUUGUGAGGGAGAUGUUGCCAAUGAAGUGGAGACCGAGCAAGUAGUGCAUGAUGCUUCAGUGAUGUCUUUUAGUGCUGGCAGCUAUUCCUCGUAUGUCCAGGUCCGUGGUUCAGUCCCCUUAUACUGGUCUCAGGAUAUCUCCACAAUGAUGCCAAAACCACCCAUUACAUUGGACCAAGCAGAUCCGUAUGCACAUGUUGCUGCUUAUCACUUUGACCAAAUGCUCCAGAGAUUUGGAUCACCCAUCAUAAUUUUGAACCUUGUAAAGGAACGGGAAAAAAGAAGGCAUGAAAGGAUCCUUAGUGAUGAAUUGGUUGCUGCAGUUACCUAUUUAAACCAGUUUAUACCACCUGAACGUAGCAUUGUAUACAUUCCCUGGGAUAUGGCAAAAUAUACUAAAAGCAAACUUUGCAAUGUCCUGGAUCGACUCAAUGUUAUUGCUGAAAAUGUUGUGAAGAGAACAGGAUUCUUUGUUAAUCGACCAGACGCAUACUGCAGUGUCUUGAGGCCUGAUGAAAAGUGGCAUGAUCUUGGAGGUGUGGUUGGACCAUCAGGGCGUUUGCAGACAGGUGUCCUUAGAACAAACUGUGUUGACUGCUUAGACCGGACCAAUACUGCACAAUUCAUGGUGGGAAAGUGUGCAUUGGCAUACCAACUGUACUCCUUAGGACUGAUUGAUAAACCUAAUUUGCAGUUUGACACAGAUGCAGUUAGGUUAUUUGAAGAACUCUAUGAAGAUCAUGGCGACACUCUAUCUUUACAAUAUGGUGGUUCUCAGCUUGUUCAUAGAGUUAAGACCUACAGAAAAAUUGCCCCAUGGACUCAGCAUUCUAAAGAUAUUAUGCAGACUCUUUCUAGAUACUACAGUAAUGCAUUUUCAGACGCAGACAGACAAGAUGCAAUCAAUCUUUUUUUGGGUGUUUUUAAACCUACAGAAGGCAAACCUCAUCUCUGGGAGCUGCCCACUGAUUUUUAUUUGCAUCAUAAAAAUACAAUGAAACUCAUCCAUUCAAAACGAAGUUACACUUUCUGGUGGACACCAGGGGUUUUAGAGCAUUUACCUUUACCACUUGAUGAAGUGUCCAAUGCUGAGAACCUAAAGAAGAUGACAAUAAAAAAAUAUAACCGGGAUGAUGAGGAAACCAAUAUAUACACAGAGUUCUUUCGGCCAUAUGAACUGAGCAGUUUUGAUGAUACUUUUUGUUCGUCUAUGACGAAUUCUGCAAGAGACUUCAUGCCAAAAAAUGUUGGCAUUGAUCCAAGCCCAUUUACAGUAAGGAAACCAGAUGAAACGGGAAAAUCUGUUUUGGGCAGCAACACAAACCGAGAAGAAACUGUAUUACAGCGCAAAACUGCAGCAAGUGCUCCUCCUCCCCCAAGUGAGGAAGCUGUGUCUAGUAGUUCUGAUGAUGACUCUGGAACUGAUAAGGAGGAUGAUGGGGCAGUAUCUCAACGCUCUACACCUGUGAAAAUUACAGAUGUCAGUGACAACCCCAAAACAGCAGAGAUAACAUCUCAAUCAACAAAAGACACCUAUGGAAUAAAUCUCUCAGAUGCUCCUUCUGAAACAGAUGUUCAUAUCUAUUCUAGGUUUGUACAUUUGGGAUUAUGCCAACAUAAACAGGAGAAAAGAAACGUAAAAGUGAAUCAAUGGCCUAUGGACUCAAUCGUAAAACUGAACUGCAUCUCUUCAUUCUCUCAGGAUAACAUAUAUGAAGUGACUCCACCCAAGAUUGACAGAAAGUCACUGGAUAUAUUUCAUGCUCAUAUCCAGGCAGGCAAAGGUAUCAUGCAGAUGCUUGGUAAAGAGGACAUGUUAACUUAUAGGGAAUAUAUAAAGAAUCGCUAUAUGUAAAUAUUCUUUAUGUACCGAAAACUUUUCGUGCUGGGUAUCAACAUUAAAUAUUUCUAGUUUGUAAAAUAAUAAAAUGUUCACUCUCGUGGAUAUAAAGAGAAAAUAUCACUUGCUUCUUUUGUCUCAUAUCCUCUUUAUGUACACAGCAUAUACUUUCAUAGUUAGUACCUAUUGAAGUGAAUGUAUAAGCCUUUUCAACAUCGACUGUAAAAGUCCUUUUUCAUGUGUAUGCUUUGAUGCUAUUAUCUUGUGCUCAUGUUUUCCUGACUGCUUAUGGUUGCUCCUAUAUUUAGCUAGCAUUUUGCCAUUGUGCAUUCUGUCUUCAUACAUAAUUUUUUGUUUGACCUUGACCAGAAUUUACUUCACAUUAAUUGAGCUAUUAGUUUACCAUUAAUACAUGAUGUGUAUGAAACAGCCAUACCUAAUGUUAUUACAUUAGAUGGUUGCCUAAAUAAAAAGACCAUGAAUGCUUUCUGUGUCAUGGUUAUCA